AUGGGCGCUGAGAUCCACUAUCAGUUUUUAAAAGACUAUCCUACCGACAAGAGCGUCUCUACAAUCAGCAUUGUAAAACAUCUGAGCAGUAUGUCAGCACUCACCUGCACACAGUUUCUGAACCUGAAUUUAAAGGAUGUUUCAUCAAUGUCCACCACCGUGACAUUAAAUGCAGCCUCCUUUGGACGGCGCGACUUGAACUUAUUUAUUGAGAGUCUAGAAACCAUAUCUCGCUUGGAGAAGGAGAGAUACGAGAGAUGCCAGCUUCAGCGCGAGCAAAGACUACAUCAGGCGCGAAAGACAGCGUUGGCGCAUAACCGAUGCUCCAGUCCGACACCCACAGCCGAUGAAGCCGUAGACGAGCCGCUCUUAUAUCUGGAGUCAAAGUGCAUACCCUAUGCUGUUUCUGACCAUUUGGUUGCACAGAGUGACCGCACACCUUGUUCCGAAUACCAUUUGUGUGACGACGAAGCGUACGGAAGUGUUUCAUAUUCAGCGCGCAGCAGCGUUACCUACUGUAGCUGCGGUGGAAUCUCCAUCCUGGAUUCAUACUCCGGAGAGUCCGAGGUUAAGAGGAUACCAUUUGUGCAUCCGACUUCCCAGGCUAUAACGCAGAAUAAAUAUAGUUCAACGCGAUCCCGCAUAAUUAACUUUGUGUUAAAGAGAAAUAGGGCUAAGCCCACUUUCGCUGAGCAUCUGCAGCGACAGGGAAAGUGCGACACGUUAUUUAGCGAGAACAUAAGUCACCAGUUCCCACAGCUUACUACAAGUCAAAAAAGGUCGGCAGGGUAUAGUUUUCUGGAUAAAGCCAUCCGAUAUCUCACAUUAUAAAAUGCUUCUCCAUGUAAAGAUUAUGUUGUAGGAUUGUUUAUAAAACAUUUGAAACUAUUAAAGUUAAUUGACACAAGCUUUACAAUCAAUACGUGAUAUAAUUAUGGUAAAAGUCAUUGGCUUAUAAACGAAUCCAUCUGGCAAGCUACAGAUUUCUAGGUCGCGAACAGCGACCUACCAGAUCUCUGCUAUCUUAAACAAGUUUUUGUACGUAAUCCCAAUCUGCCUUUCAGAAAAUAGGGGCCUUUUUCAAUUUUUGGCUUUUAAAAGAUUUACACGGAUUUCAAUUUCCGAUACUUUCUCCCAAAUAAAACGUCACAUAAUCCAUUUUCCGUCAAUUUCAACAUAAACAUUUGUGCACUUGACUUUAUAGCUGCUAAGUUUU
Drosophila santomea is the source of this 1216-nucleotide messenger RNA. RefSeq lists its product as uncharacterized. The transcript has a single exon. The coding region runs from base 1 to 831 and encodes 276 amino acids. NCBI's taxonomy places the organism in Eukaryota, Metazoa, Arthropoda, Insecta, Diptera, Drosophilidae. The record is from RefSeq and is a predicted model, not a curated record.